CUGCAUUGAAAUUUUUUUGAUCCACUAGUCACUCACUGCACAACACCGCAGGAUCUGCUCCGCGAAUCGUCGAUGUCGAAGCAGAACUAAUCAAGCAGAAGAGCGAAACGGCAAGUGCCAAGGCCACCGCGGAGCGCGCGGAGAAGGCCUCGUCGGACACGCUGAAAAAAUUGGACCAGUUGCGGAGCACGCUGCGAAACGCGGCGGUCUCUCACACCGAGGCACUGCGGAAGGUCCAGAUUCCGCCGCCGCGCCUCGCGGGUUUCAGCGGGCGCUAGGGCAAGGCAAGGUUUUGUCGUGGUCACGAUGAAGAUGAUGAAUCGGUGGAUUCACGACUUGUUUUUUCCGUCCACAAGAACGAUUGAGAUUGUUCCGUAACUACAAGCAUGGCGUAUGAGCGCACGAGCAGAUGACAGAAGAGAACAAACACAAUGGUGAAAAAUGUGUAGACUGCAACAGCACCACAUCACUGAGGCGGUGUUUCCAUUUUCAACGCAACACUUCCAUGCAAGAACUUCAGUGUGCUCCUACUUUUGCUUUUCUCGAUCCUGGCGGUAUCUUUCAUGAUUUUUGUCGCGUCUAUCUUUCGAUGGCGCCAGCCGGCAGCUUUUCUGGUAGAGAUUCUGGUUUACCAUUCAGAAACAGAUACACCAGAUCGUGUGCAAUGUUGACAGUCUUGGUUUUUCGCUCUUUUUCUUGACGGACAACUACUUACACAUCACGCGAGCACCCGGUCUCGGGCGUGAUGCGCAUAGGUUUUUACAGCAUACUAUACAUACAUGUCUUUGAGCACGCUCUUUUGAAAAUCUAGGAAGUACGUAACAAGUCAAAAACUACUUCUCUUUGAUAUUGAACAGAACACAAGGAGCAAGUACGUACGAACUCCAAGAUCAUAUCGAGAGCAACAAUGGACGAUUAUCCGGCGGGCAAGCACAAGAAGGGGCUUGACCCCCACGACGGCGAUUUCAAAUUUGACAAAAUGGCGUGGACCGAAGCGGACCUGAAGUUGCCCAUAAGUGUGAAGGACUCGAAACAGAAAGCCGCGGUGGCGAUGCACCAGUUCCAACAGCAGGAGGAGCUGCACUCGCAUCCAUUCGAUCACAACAUCGGAGCCCAGCAGGGAAUAAAUAACUAUGCACUGGUGGCAAAGGAUGUCGACCACUACACCAUUGACAGUAAGGGGAUAAAAACGUCGUUCCAGAACCUGCGCGAAAAGGACAUCAACUUCUCGUACUCCUACAACGACAAAAAGGCCCCACUGUACGACGCCUUCGAUGCGCAAAGCAAGAUGGCGAUGAAGAAGGGACACGCCGCCAACCAGAGUCUGCUGGAGAGUUUUCAGAAGAUUGACCACGCGAAUUACGUGGACCAGCAACAGAAGAAGUACGGCAGCCGAGGGCUACUCGGGCUAGACUUGGCGGACAAAAAAUUACCAUGCUACGACAAGGACGUCAAGCAGCCGCAAAAGAACCUGAUGAAAAGCAGCUCCUCGACGUCCUGGGCUGCAGCGACCCACUUUAGCAAAGCCGCACUGCAGAAGGCAAACGCGUCCUUCGCGCUCCAGGCAGACAGAUCGAAACUCGCCAUAACCCGGGAGGACCGCAUGAGGAGUCUUACCCGAGCCAGUAUUCGACGCCUGGCCCGCCGCGGCGGGGUCCGCCGGAUUUCGAGCGGCAGUUACAAGGAAUGCCGGGUGGCCAUGGCCCUGUUUUUAGAGGCCACCCUGGGGGACGCGUUGGCCUACAUGAAGCAUGCGCGAAGAAAUACGGUGCAGCCCAAAGACGUGCUGCUUGCGCUCAAGCGCCGCGGGAACCCAAUAUUGGGAUUCGGUAGCGCUUGA
This is a messenger RNA of Amoebophrya sp. A120, 1840 nucleotides long. The record is from the annotation of a GenBank genome assembly. NCBI's taxonomy places the organism in Eukaryota, Dinophyceae, Syndiniales, Amoebophryaceae.